Molecule: messenger RNA, 6198 nt
Organism: Peromyscus californicus insignis
Lineage: Eukaryota; Metazoa; Chordata; Mammalia; Rodentia; Cricetidae
Gene: Eif4ebp2
Product: eukaryotic translation initiation factor 4E binding protein 2
Exons: 3
Coding region: 262-624 (120 amino acids)
Biological process (GO): negative regulation of translational initiation
Cellular component (GO): cytoplasm
Molecular function (GO): eukaryotic initiation factor 4E binding
Source: RefSeq, a predicted model, not a curated record
UGCUCCCGCCUUCGCUCGCUUCCGGUAGUCACCGUUGCCGCUGCUGCCGCUGCUGCUGUGCUGCUGCUGAGGCUGCGGGCGGAGGCCGGAGGACCGGGCAGCGGCGGCGGCGGCGGCGGGAGCGGGAGCGCAGCGGGACGACCGAGCGAGAGCCGGCCGAGUUGAGAGCCGAGCGCGCUCUUCCGCCCGCUCGAGGAGCCAGAGCCUCCCGGGCCCCGCCGCCGCCGCCGCUGCACAAAGCCGCGAGCCCGCGCCUGAGCCAUGUCCGCGUCGGCAGGCGGCGGCCACCAGCCCAGCCAGAGCCGCGCCAUCCCCACGCGUACCGUGGCCAUCAGCGACGCCGCGCAGCUACCUCAGGACUACUGUACCACGCCCGGGGGGACUCUGUUCUCCACCACGCCGGGAGGAACACGAAUCAUUUAUGACCGAAAGUUUCUGUUGGAUCGUCGCAAUUCUCCCAUGGCACAGACCCCGCCUUGCCAUCUGCCCAAUAUCCCUGGAGUCACCAGCCCUGGCACCUUAAUUGAAGACUCCAAAGUAGAAGUGAACAACUUGAACAACCUGAACAAUCAUGACAGGAAGCAUGCAGUUGGGGAUGAGGCGCAGUUUGAGAUGGACAUCUGAGCGCAGCAGAGUCGAAGGAGGCUGCGGGGGCAGCAGCCCCUGUGACCUGACCGGGCCAGUAGGAACGCAGUGAACCGAGAAGCAGCACUUCCCCGUCCCCUCCCUCUGGGUGCCAAAUGAUGGGAGACCAGCUCAGUCUGACCACAUCUCCCCUGCCCCUGCCCAGUUAAGGUUAGGAUGAAAGCCCUUGAUUAGUCUGGAGCUGAGCGGUUGGUCCAUAGAGGAAAGCAAUCCCUGUAGCUUCCCUGGUCAUUUCCCAAGAGUCUUCCUGCCCCCUUCAGAUUGCCCCACGUCCAGGGACUCUCUCCGAAGCACCUCUGCUCGGGGUGUCUGGAGAGGGAAGGAGGUUGGGUGCCCAUUGCUCCUGUGCAGUCUCCCAUUGGUGGUUCAGUGCUGGAUGUGAAAUCUUUAAACCGUUGGGGGAUGGUCAGACAAAAUGAGCUGCUUGUCCUGUCCCGGGAGAUGUUUGUCCUCAGUAGUGGAGCACAGCUCUAUACCUCCUGCACCCCCCGACUGCAUUUUGGGGGCAUGUGGCAUCAGCCUCCCUUUCCUCUGGGAGGAAGGCUUCUGUCCUGAGCGUGAUGGCUCAUCUCCCCAGCCCUUUACCUAAUUCAUUGGCACGGGUAUUUUUAAGCCCUCUUCUUGGAGAGACCCCUGGGUGAUCAGCUGGUCUUUGUGUCUGCCAUUCUUCCUAUCUGCACCGUGCAGGCAGAGUCGUCUUCUCGCUGAGACACCCGUGACUUCUGUCUGCUCCCAAGCAGUCAUUUGAAGUGCUUUGGCCCCCGCCUGCUGGGGACAGCCGGUCAUAGCGGUCUGCCUGAGAAUGCCCAACUGUGGCCAGCCUCAGCAGUCACGGUUUAAACCUGGUAGACCUUAGCAGCGUUGCUGUCCUGCAGUUUAUUAUAUUUUGAGUUUAAAGUUGACCCUUCCCGCCCCUGUACGUUCCCCCCUCCUUUGAGUCUGCUUUGUGCUUGGCUGCCAAGAGAGGAGUAUGGGCUAAAAAAAUGCAUUCCUCCCCACUUCUAUACCCUCCUCAUCCUAGUCCAUCCUUCCUUCUCCCCCUCCUCUUCUCUCCUUCCCUGUUCCCUCACUCUCCUUCUGGUUCAUCCACCGGGCAUUUUCCAAAUCUGCGUCAAAGAUACCUCCCAUGUUGGUAUCUGAGAAUAUCUGUCUCUUCUCUUAUCAGAGGAGGGACCUUUUAUUUUUAAGAUGACUACAGACCUAUUUUUAGAUAAGUUUUCAGUACAAUUUUGAACUGCAACUUUUUUAACAAAAACAUCUUCCAGUAUUAGGAAGGUUAUUAAAAAAAAAAUGUUCCUAGGCAAGUCUGCUGUCUUCACUGUCCUUUGUCUCUCAUAGUUCCUUCUGAGCGCUUCCCUGUGCUCUCAAGUUUGGGGGGCUGUUGGAGUGUAGAGUGGGUGGUUUGUGAAACUGGACCAGUCUGCCUUGCUAUGAGUUGUUGACGAAAACUUCAUCCUUUCUUUUACCUUUUUGCUCUCUUGCUCCUCCCGUCCUGCUCUCCUGGUACUGUGGACCCAUGUGGAGAUCCCAGGAGAGAGGCUCCCCAUCCCCACCCCCGCCCCCAGACAGGCUGAUGCGUCCUAAAGAAAGACAGGGAAGCAGGCCACUGGUGUCCUGGUUGUUUCUGGUUGUAUUGAAUGCCUGUCUAAGCCCUCUUAGUAAGAUUUCAGAUCCCCCGUUGGCUGGGAAAGAAAGCUGUGUGUUUUUCCUUUGAACCAUGGAAAGACCCUGUUUUGUGAAGACUUUAGGAAAAAGGAAGGAAGGACAUCUGCAGAACUUGGUUCUAGUUUCUGCUACACAAUGUGAAUAGCUCGGACUGCAACCCUCUGUGACGGUCGCUGUCUCAGGAAUAAGCUGGGUCUCCAAUGUUUGGGGAUUCUUGGAGUCUCCAAGUUGAUAAUCAGAAGAGUUUUAUUUCUUUGUUAAAUGUAUCUGUUGUGUUUUUAAUUAAACUCCAACUUUCAUUUUAUGGAGUCUUGGGAAAACUUAAGUUGUGCUGCCAUUGGCUUGUAUAAGCAGCUUGCUCAGGACCCUGGAGCUUCAUUCUUCGGGAGCAAGGCUCAUGGUCCUUGCACACUGGUGAGGGCACUCUGGACUCACUCCAGCUGAAGGGAGGAGGUGUGAGUGUUCAGAAGAAGAUCCGCUUCCUGCAGCAGAGUGCCUUCCUGGACUCACACCUGGGGAGGGAGUUGAGACAUGGGAAUUGAGUAGGAUCAAGACACUUCCCCUUUUCUUGUCAUCCCCCUCAAUCAGAAGACAUGUCUCGUAUUCCUUGGAGUGUCACCUGCGUGGUGCAGGAGCCUCUCAGCCUUAUGUCCUCUGCCGGGACCCCUCACUGCUUGGUGCAGGCCUUGUAUGAAGGCCGCCAUUGCUCGUUCUUUGACCCCCGUAAAUCAGCAUAAAUCAGCAUUGUAGGAGACUUGCACAAGACAAGAAAUAAGCUCCCAACAGAUGCCAUCUUUGUGCCGUGCCUCAUGAGCCAUUUUCUAGUAAGCAGGGCCCUGUGGGGCUUCACCUCUGGGUGGUCAAAAAGCCUCACAGCUGGAGCCCCAAAUGGAGGACAUAGAGUCCUAAUCUGCCAGCCUCCCACGUGAGUGAGACUUAUUGAAAUCAUAGUAACCAUCUGUGCUGUUUCUAUGAAGGAUGUGUUUCUGCACUUGGGACAAUCAACCUACAUGAGGAAGAACCUCCAUAGCAGGAGACACACCGGCAGUGCCCUUCCUUCCGAGUUCCCAGCCCUUGUGUUCUGCUAAAAUAGGCGUUUCCUUGCCUUCUACGGGGCACUGGAGUGGAAAAGCUGACUUCUAGGCGAGAGUCUGUCCUGCCUGUCUGAGUUAUCGAUUGCUGUGUAACAUCACCUGCAAGAGUCUGUCCUGCCUGUCUGAGUCGUCUGUUGCUGUGUAACAGAUCGCCUGCAGCUCAGUGUUUCACUGUCUCUGAACUAGGUUGGGGGCUGCUCUCCUCUGGAGCUGGAGAAUCCCACUUCCAUACUUUGUUUUUGUGGUUGUCAGCAGGGAGCCGUCCUUGGUCACUCCCCACAUGGGUCUGUAGCCAUCCUGCCCUAGCAUCUGCCUUCCUCCUGAGUGACUGAUCCCAGAGAAGGAAGAGGUGGGUAAGAAGAAAGUCGCAGUGCCUUUAAACCACCAUACCCUAACAGGAGGAAAACAGUUCUCGGGAAGGUGGGGAUACUCACAGCCAUAAGCUGGGUGCACAUUGCCUUCCAAACAGCCCCUAAGGUAGGACCAAACUGGGGUAAAAGACAGACUUCUCUUUCCCCAAAGCUGCCUAUGUGUCUUAAGAGAGGCUGCAGGAAAUGAAGAUUCCCAGAUCCGUUGCAUCCUUGUCUGUCUGCCUGUCUUCUCAAGAAUGCUUGCUUUUGCAAGGUUCUGCGGUGGCCUCUUUAAGCAUCAUGUACCACUUCUGUCUUCCUUUAGCCAAGAGUUGACAAAAGGGACUGGGGGCCUUCCUGUGCAGCCACACAGGCUUUCUUAACUGGAGCAGGGCUUGUCAGAGGACGCAAAGGGCUCUAGAUGUUAGGCUCUAGAGCUGCAGAACAGAAAGUAGGUCAGGUUCCUAGUGGUGGUUUCGAAGCCAGGUCCCCCUGACUGAGUCCGUGCAUUGGUCAAGGUGUCCCGCCCACCUACCCGGAGCAGCUUCUCCAUAAGCCAGGAGCACCUGAGAAUGCGCGUGUCUAUGAACUUGAUUGCCUUGUCAGUGCAGCAUGCAGGGUAACCUGCCGCCUCCUGGGCACUUGGCUACAAGUGUGCUCUUGAAAAGAGGCAGUCUUGUUUUCACCUGUGGGGGAAGCUUAAGCGGUAGCUCACCCGAGCCUCGGGGCUCGUGGAGUGGCUACUCGUUCCCGCCAGCCUUUCUCCCGUCCUUAGAUGGAGGCUCUUGUUUGAACUGGUGCUCUGUCUUCUCUAGCGUCUCUUUCCUGUAGCCAUGCUUGCUUCAGUAUGUACUUCAGGUACCGGUGGUGAGUUUCCUUCUGAUCUGAGGAGGGUGGGGCAUGGGAGCUUCGUGUUACUGUCUCCCUGGGCCUCUCAGACCUUGGCAGUUCAGUUGGCUUCCACUGAAAGUCCACCCGGCCUGCUUGUACAGACUGCCACUGUGAGUUGGGGCACGAGUGUACAAGGCUCAGGUGUUGGCAGCCACAUAUCGGGGAUGGAACCUCCUUCCCAUCUCCAUCUUGGGUGCUAGCUGCUUGAGGUGGGUGUGUGUGUGGUGUAACCCUUUUCAGUCCCUCUAGAGGAAAGGCACCACUGUCUUCUGUAGUUCAAGUUCUUUAGUGUGUUUUCUGGACUCCAUGCCCACGGCAGCUAUUUAUUAAUCUGCGAAAACCCAAUCACUGACCCAUCCUUACCAUGGAAGGUGGGAUUUGUAGUGGAGGCAUAUCAUUUCUUCCUGGGGUGGAGGGUUCUGUCUGAACUUUUGAGUAGGGCACGGUUACCUCCGUCUCCUUGCCUCUCAGCUUUUAGGGGCGGGAUUCAGGUUCCUGUAGUUGAGGUGGUCCUGUGCUUACCACUCAGGCGUGCUUCUGGCUUUGGGGAUGGGUCUCCACGUCAGUGGUGAACUUUGUUGAAGCUCGCUCACGGAAACUUGACUGAAGUCUGUAAGGAUGACUGACAGGUCCUCGUUUUUCCAGUUGAUCAAUCAAGACCCUUCCCCACCCUCUGAAACUGUAGCUGUCUCUUAGGCAGGUCCUGGAAGCUGCUGCUGCCUAUUGGCAGAGCUUAACUCUCAAAGUCUUGGGGUGGUCUGUGGUCUCUGCUCAGUUCUUCCUGCAGCCCUAGUGGCCAUCCUGUGUGCCCAGUAGAAGAGUCUACUGAGCUGAAACAGUUCCCAGCCGAUAGAAACUCCAGUUUACCUUUCGGCGGUGGAAGGGUGACAGAGGCUGAAUGCUUGCUAGACACUUGGCUGUGCAGAUACUGCCAAAGGAGCUCCUGCCAGGGCUUCAGACCCAAAUCCAGGGCAUUGCAAACUUAGAGAAUUCCAUGAAUCCAGCACAGAAUGCCCAUUUUUGCCUCUAUACCCCCUUCCUUUCCAUUUCAGUCUUAAGAACUGCCCAACCCAGGCCUGGGGGUUCUGACUGGAGGGUAGGACAGUGGGGACACCAGCAGGAGGUAAGGGCCAGCGGGACCACACUGGCUCACGCCAAGCCUUUGCCCCACGUCAUGGCACCUGGGCCAGCUCCAGUAAGCCUUAAAGAAGGCAACUUGAAGAGCCCCAAGGACUCCGAUUCCCUGUUGUCCGUUUUCAGAAUCUGUGCUUGCGGAUAGACCCGCCCCUGUUCCCUGCUGCAGUCUUAACCAUGUGGAAUGGACUCUUUCCUUGGUCCUUCACUUUGUCCCCCUGGUGUGCUGUCCCCUCCCCUCCCUUCAUUCACUGUCAGCCAUGGUUAGUGGGAGGUUCCAUGCAACCCUAAGACAGUCCUGUGGGAGUCCAUGACCAGUUUGUCUUCUUAUGUCCUGCCAAGCUAGCAGGUGUUUGGAACUAGGGAAAAAUUCCCACCAACGGUUGCUGUUACAGUUAAAUAAAGACCUUGAAUAUUGA